AGACUGGCCGAUUUCGAUGUCCCUUUCCUCGACAUCCACCGUCAAAGCACAGCUCACGAACGCUUUAGGUCCAAAGGCACCUCAGUACUUCCAUGUUCUGAAAGAAUACCUGUCUGGACGCAUAUCACGCAACGAAUAUGACGACGAAGUGAAGACUUAUCUCGACAGUGUACCUCUACUACAUCUGCAUAAUGCUCUUCUUGUAUCUUUGUUCGAUACCUCGGCGCACCUUGCGCCUGUUACCCCGCCUCCUGAUAUACCCAAACCUCCCUCCCGGAAACGCCGCCGUACGCUUCCAUACCAAGGCCCAGACGCGAUGGAGAUGACUAGCCUCAGGUCAGAGAGGCUGAAGAAGUGGACUGUUGGGCUGGGAAGGCGGGAGCGGGACCGCAUCCGCACGCUUGAGACAGUGGCACUCAACGAAGCCCAUGUGCCUAAACCAUACACGGACGAGAUUGCUGCUGAGCGAGGAGUCCAAUUACUUCCAGAACGAGGAGAGUCGCCCGGUAGUCGAUUACCUCUAAACCUCGCGUCUAUGACACGCGGACCGACCUUGCAACACAUUGCGGAGCGUAUCAAUCUCAUCUCAGCCCAACAUAACUUGAGCGCACCCUCGAAGGAGGUUGCUUCGCUUUUGAUGCUGGCUUUCGAGGCUAAGCUGAAGCAGCUAAUCACGCAAGCUCUAUCCCUAACUUCGACUUCGCAUGCGAUCACAUCAAUCCGAGCCGCUGAACCGCAUUCGCAUAGCUACGUGCUCCCAGCGGCCUCCUUUGACAGUCUCUUCACAGUCUCUCCCGCCGUACUGCCCAAUAAGUCAGCUGCGGCUAUGCGGCUUGCCAUAGGAGAAAAUGAGCCGGCCGAGGACGACUUCACUAUGAAAGACAGGGAGGUCAAGGACCAACGAUGGCAGCUGAUUGCGCUGCUCAGCGAGCGAAGCACGGUAAAGGAGGCCUUGCGGACAUUGCAUUAGUAGCACAGUAUUCUUUCGGCUUACUGCUCUCCGUCUGUGUGGAUUGAUACUUCUUUGUUGUGAUACGUGUAUCACUAGUUUAUGACCUAGCUAUACAGCUGAUGGUUAGCGUGCCCAUUGA
Molecule: messenger RNA, 1091 nt
Organism: Dichomitus squalens LYAD-421 SS1
Lineage: Eukaryota; Fungi; Basidiomycota; Agaricomycetes; Polyporales; Polyporaceae
Exons: 4
Coding region: 17-970 (317 amino acids)
Biological process (GO): regulation of transcription by RNA polymerase II
Cellular component (GO): SAGA complex
Molecular function (GO): transcription coactivator activity
Source: RefSeq, a predicted model, not a curated record